Messenger RNA from Hansenula anomala, 1083 nucleotides. RefSeq lists its product as uncharacterized. The coding region runs from base 1 to 1083 and encodes 360 amino acids. Lineage: Eukaryota; Fungi; Ascomycota; Saccharomycetes; Phaffomycetales; Wickerhamomycetaceae. The transcript has a single exon. The record is from RefSeq and is a predicted model, not a curated record.
AUGGCUGCUCCAUUAUCUUCAAUCAUCAAGAAUGAAAACAAUUUAAAAAGAACAAAAUCAUUCGGUAUACAAAACCAAUGUGGUGUUAGCUUUGCUCCAAACAAAAAAAUAUGUUUGUCUCCAAUGUUGUCUAGAAGAAACUCUGCCACUAUUGCUGCUCUUUAUAAUGACAAUAGUUCAAGUGAAUCUUCUGAUGAAGAUGAAGAUAAUUCUCAAGACGAAUCUUGUUAUAUGAAUAACCAAAGAAGAGCAAGAAAGAGAGCUUUUUCAUUAAAGCGUUCUUUGAGUUUUGCUGAUAAUAAGCUGAAUGAUGCUGUUUCAAAAUAUAGUGAUGUUGAUGAAGAUGAAGAAGAGGAAGAAUCUAAGAAACAUCAUAGUUCUAGAAGAUCCAUUCCAUCAACAGCUGGUAACUCAGAUGUUGAAAAGAAGAGUUUAAAGAAAGAAAUUGAAUCUGUUGUCCCAGAGUUAAAGAAAUCUCAUCAUCGUGAUUCUAUAACAUCACAAAGUUUUUCUGGAGAUUCUAAAAGUCAAAUCAGAAGAUCAAGCAUUGAUUGUGAUCAAGUUGCAAGAUCCCGUUGUUUUGAUUAUUUGGUAACUGCAAUUGACGAAGCUUGGGCUCGCUAUUGUGAUGCUACAACUUAUGCUGAAGAUGAAGUUUAUAAUAACGUUGACCAUUUACCAAAUACUCCAGCUUCUUUAAACUUUUCAGAUGACAAUGAAGAUGAAGAUGAGGAAGGAGACGGAGAUAAUAAUGAUGAUGUUUAUGACGAAGUUGAUGAUGGUUAUAAGUCAGCAUCUACAAAUUUGACUGAAUAUGAUAGUGAUUUUGAGUUAAAAAGAAGAGUUAGCUCUCAACCAAGCAGUGUUAGAUUACAACAGUUGAAAGAUCGUUUGCUAAAGGCUAAAUAUUAUUUACAAGAUUUUAUUGAAUCUGAUUCAUUUGAUGAAGCUUGUGCUUUUUGGAAACGUUGGGAUCUAAUCAAAUAUGCCACUAUCGAAUUGGUUGAAGAUGAUGAUGAUGACGAAGUCAUUGAGUCAACAAUUGAGGAUCUUGAGAAAGGUCGUUUCUAUGGAUUUUCAUAG